Aspergillus eucalypticola CBS 122712 is the source of this 360-nucleotide messenger RNA. Its product is annotated as alpha-ketoglutarate dehydrogenase subunit KGD4. Bases 1 to 360 code for a protein of 119 amino acids. The record is from RefSeq and is a predicted model, not a curated record. The transcript is spliced from 2 exons. Lineage: Eukaryota; Fungi; Ascomycota; Eurotiomycetes; Eurotiales; Aspergillaceae. Gene Ontology annotation, biological process: 2-oxoglutarate metabolic process.
AUGCGUGCCACUUUUGCUCUCCGCAGCGCUGCCCGCACUCCCCUCAUCCGGUUCCUCGGCCGGCGUUCCGUGCCUCAGUCCGUUGACCACACCCCCCGUCCUCACCCCGCUUCUCCUUCCGGAAUCCUCCCGGACUCUUUCGCCGCCUACCGCAUCAAGGCUCAGCAGCACGGCCCCCUUGGCCGUGCCUCUUUCUCUCAGGGCAUUGGCCGCAGCGCUGGUGCCUCUCUGGGCCCCGUUCAGCCCAAGCAGGGUGAAUUCUUCGACCGCGACGAGCUUCCUGCCCGUUUCCACCGCCUUCCCUGGUCCGAGGCUGAGAUCGAGGCCAUUGAGACCGGCGGUGCCAGCCUGUUCGCGUAG